Messenger RNA from Myiozetetes cayanensis, 2975 nucleotides. RefSeq names its product VOPP1 WW domain binding protein (gene VOPP1). Gene Ontology annotation, cellular component: cytoplasmic vesicle membrane. NCBI's taxonomy places the organism in Eukaryota, Metazoa, Chordata, Aves, Passeriformes, Tyrannidae. The transcript is spliced from 5 exons. Bases 319 to 825 code for a protein of 168 amino acids. The record is from RefSeq and is a predicted model, not a curated record.
CUCCGCGUCGCCUCGACCCCGCUCGGCUCCGGCUGCCGGCGGGGACCGGUGGGUCAGCCCGCCCUCGCCCUGCCGGGGGCUUGCCCGCCUCUCUCUCUCUCUCUCUCCUUCCCCUCCCCGCCGGCGCUUUACCCCGCCUCGUCACUCUGCCCUCAGCGUGGGCUGCUCGCCGCCCCUUCCCCCCGUGCUGCCCGUCAUCCCGCCGUGCGCGCCGCUGCCCGGAGCUCCCCCGCCGUCGGGGAUGGCGGGGCUGGCAGCGCCCGUGCGCGCCUGAGCCCCAGCGGCCAGCCCGCCGCCGCUGCGGGAGGAGGAGGAGAGAUGAAGCGCUUCCAGCCUGGGGUCGCGCUGCUGCUCUCGCUGCUGUGGGAGUGUACAGAGGCCAAAAAGCAUUGCUGGUACUUUGAAGGAUUAUAUCCUACAUAUUAUAUAUGUCGCUCCUAUGAGGAUUGCUGUGGUUCAAGAUGCUGUGUAAGAGCUCUCUCUAUCCAGCGACUAUGGUAUUUUUGGUUCCUUUUGAUGAUGGGAGUUUUGUUCUGUUGUGGAGCUGGUUUCUUUAUCCGCAGACGGAUGUACCCUCCUCCAUUAGUAGAAGAACCUACUUUUAAUGUGUCUUACACCAGACAACCAGUCAACACUGCAUCAGGGUCACAACAACCUGGAGUGCCGUAUUACACAGAUCCAGGUGGACCUGUGAUGAAUCCCAUGGCUAUGGCUUUCCACGUCCAGCCCAAUUCCCCACAAGGAAACCCGGUUUACCCACCCCCACCUUCCUACUGCAACACACCACCUCCCCCCUACGAGCAGGUGGUGAAAUCCUCCACGUGAGGACUCUGGCUCUCUAACCUGACUGUGCGAGAAGAAGGUGCAAUUGCAAAAUGACCGAGAUGGAGGGCACCUGCCCUUUUGAACACUUGCUAGUUCUCCAAGUCCUCUCUCCCUUCCUUCCCUGCACCUUUCCUCAUUAAAGUUAUUUGCAAAGGGGGUGAUUUUUAAAUUUUUUUUCUUUUGUUUUUAGUAGAAGUGGAUUUUUUCUUUGUCUUCAAAAUGAGAGAAGUUGUCUUUGUAAUGCUUUUAAUGGAAACCUAUAUUUAAUACCUGUAUGUCUUUCUCUUUAUUUAUUGUUCACUUUAAUCAUGGUUUUAACUGCAUUGUGGCAGGUUACUGAUAGCAGUUCUUUAUGGAGCCCCAGAGUCAUGCACCCUCCUAAGACCCCACAACAGAAAUGUGGGGUCCCCCACAUCUAAGGGAAAUAACAGAGAAAGAGGGUAGAAAUGUUAGGGCAAUGCUUUUAUCAGAAAUUGUGACUACCAUAUUUUUCUUUUAUGAUUUUUUUUCUUGUACACUUUGGUUCUGAUGUUAUACAAAAAGAUGCUGCAAUAGAAGUCGCUGUGACCAGAGUACCAAGCAUUGUCUGAGCCACGGCAGGGACUCUGCCAAGUGCCCUAGAAAAUAGGGAGUCAUUACUUUUAAAUGAUGCAUCCAAACAGUGAAGGACUGGGACUUGAGUUUCUUGUCCAUCACCUGGAUGCUGCCUGUGUGAUUCACAUCCUGGCUCACCUUGUUUUGCCAGCAGUGAGAUUGUAUGAAACAAUACGAUAAUCUAAAUGUUUGUGGUGAGCAGGAGGUGUUACAACCUGAGCUACUUGUGCCUCUUGACAGAACAGGUAGAAACACUGAAAUACGUAGGUUUUCUUCCUUAAAUUGGAAAAUAUUUACAGUAAGAACAGAUAGGAGCAUAGUUGCAGGUUUACUCCCUUUGAUGUUGAUGGGAGUUUAGUCCCAGAGACAUAGUAGCUUUCAUUAUAGUCUUAUUGCUGCCACAAAGAGUACCAAGUGAAGCUGUCAUCUUCAGGUGACAUCUCUGUAAAUCUGCUCUCCUCUCGAGGUUCAGGCAAAUAAUAACUUUUUGGGACAGGUGCUUAAUAGCGUUAUUUGACCUGAUGCACAGAUGGUUUGACUUUCAAUGGCUCAGCUCUUCAUGCGUUUUGUUGUGAGUGCUCAUGGCCAACUCUGAGUGACCACAGGUCACUCGAGUAAACAUUCAAGUAAACACAGAGCCCCUUUACCUGUCAGGGCUCUCUAUGUUUAGCAAAAAUGUGAACCUCCUCUGAAACAUGACUAUGUACUGAUGGGACCUUCUCCCUUUGUGCAUAUUCAGAGUCAUGACACUGAAGAGUUGCCUCCUGCUGCUGAAGGACCUGCAAAAACAGAGCUAGGAGGAGUCCAGUGUGGACCUUUGGGCACCCAGUAAAAGCUUACUCACUGCCAAUACACAGACUGCUCCUGCGUCACGCCAGCCAGGGCACAGAGGUCACUGGGGUGGUUUGGAGUAAUCUGAAGACCUGUGUUACACAGGGAACCAAAGCUUUAUGGUGCCGUUGUUAAGUGCAAGUGGUUUGUGAGAACUUGUUUCUAGGUGUCAAGCUGAAUUUGCAGAGCAUCUCUUUUAUUGUGAAUAUGAGUGUCUUAACAGAAAAACUUCCAAGGGCCACGGUUCCUAAAAGUUGCUGAUGGAGUUGUUAGUGGCCAUCUGGAGCAGAGCGAGGUUUGGAGGAGUACAUUCCUGCAUACCUGACCUGGGUGAAAUUGUAACUAAGGCUUUCCCUUACUGUGCAUCAUAAUAAGGGACAAAGCAAAGUACUUCCGUGUGUGCAGUCAAGGCUUGACAGACACGUAAGGUAACAAAAAAGAACAUUUCCUAUAUGAAUACUAGUUCCAUCAGCACACCACAACUGUAUAUAUUUUCUAAAUUAGUGUGCACUUGAAGUGUAAAGCUGUGUACGUCACUGAGUGUGGUUGUAUGUACAAGACGAUUUUUUAAAAGCAAUCCAACCUUUUUCUGACAAUAGGAAUGACAACAGACCUCAUGUUAGUAGAUAGAUGUUGUUAAGUCCUUUUAUAUUAUGAAAUGUAUCUAUGACAGCUGGCAUUGUCCUGGACGCAUUGAAUAGAAGCCUUUGUACAUUGAAAUUCAA